AUGCAGGAAAGCCACAAAGCUGCGAAUGUCAAUGAAAUGUAUCAUGCCAUUGCUGAUGAAUGGGAGCUUACUGUUGCAUAUCUGGUGAUUGUGGCUAAUAAUGCUGCAAAUAUGCUUGCCACUACACAGACUGACAACUUGGCAAACAUUACAUAUUUUGCCCAUACUCUCAACAUGGCUACUCAGCAAGCCUUGAAGCCAACAACAGUGUCACAACUGCUUGGGAGGAUCAGCACCAUUGCAAACCAUGAACUGCAGGAGAAACAGAAACUUCUACAGUUACCAGUUCAAAUAACUGAAAACCGUUAUCGCUGGAAAAGCACACAGGACAUGAUUGAGCAAUUCCUAGAGUAG
Menidia menidia (Atlantic silverside) is the source of this 354-nucleotide messenger RNA. The record is from the annotation of a GenBank genome assembly. Lineage: Eukaryota; Metazoa; Chordata; Actinopteri; Atheriniformes; Atherinopsidae.